Letharia lupina is the source of this 1779-nucleotide messenger RNA. RefSeq lists its product as uncharacterized. Gene Ontology annotation, cellular component: trans-Golgi network; TRAPPII protein complex. Lineage: Eukaryota; Fungi; Ascomycota; Lecanoromycetes; Lecanorales; Parmeliaceae. Bases 1 to 1779 code for a protein of 592 amino acids. The transcript has 4 exons. Gene Ontology annotation, biological process: intra-Golgi vesicle-mediated transport. The record is from RefSeq and is a predicted model, not a curated record.
AUGUCAGGGCAGGUCAAAGACUUCAUUGCAAGCUCCAAAUUUGACGUCCUAGUACCUCAAGCUACUGAGCUCGAUUUCGAAGAGCUUUUUGUAAAUGACGAAGGCCGAGAUGGAGCCAUCUCAAUAUCGUCCAUAGAGCGGAGGUCUUUUCUGUACUUUGAUGAAUCGCUACGGAUUUACAUUAUCCUCCGAACACCAUAUCAGGAUGAGGCAACACUCAAAUCCUAUUUAACCCGGCUGGCUGUAAAUUUGGACAUACAAGCACGAGGCUCCCCAUUGAGAUCCCCUGGUGGUCAUGAUGCACCAAGAGAGACCUCCCCGUCGAGGACCGAAGACACCCUAUGGUCCGGCAGCAUUGAUACUUCGGAAGACCCUUUCAUUGUCGUACAGGAAGAGGAAGAUCACGAUCCCACUCGUACUAUACUUGCAAUAUGGACAACAAGAGCUUUAUUAAGUCGGCCUAGAAUACGGCUCCACUCCCCAACGGUCUUUUUCCGGCUUUCAGCGACCCUAAGGCUUGACAAGGAGGGUGUUAGUGAAAACUUCAAGGAUCCGUUACUCCCAAGCGGCGUUCCGGGCUCGGUCAAUCUACUAGAAUCUUUGAAAGGUGAUCCAGCACUGAAUGGAGUAGUACCGAGGCUCGCAGCAUCUAGGUUAUAUGGUAUCAGUCCUAGGACUCACGAGGGAUACAUCAACGAUGGAAGUCUGAGAGUGGGUACACAGAUGGCCUUUCGAGGUCUUCCUGCGAUCUCAAGCCGAGUGCGGUAUUCGAAAUCCAACGGUACAGCUGGAAGACCUUCUAUUACUGCGUCUCUUGACGUUGAAACGGGAGCGUUCUCGAAUGACGACAUAGCCAUUACUCAUGUCAAUAUGCAAUUGUCUGAAGGCUCUGCAGAGGAUAUGGGGAAAGCCCUUGCUCCUCUAUUGCCCCUCGCAUGUAGACCAAAGGACAAUCCGACUUUCUUGUUCCGCCUUACGCCGAGUGAGCCAGCCCCAGAUGCUUCCAAUCAAAGCUCAGCAAAGACGGUGCUCAUCACAGUCCACGCUACAGUGCUCGUUUCUGAGACAUGUCGACCUAGCAUUGAAAUGCGGUGGAAGACGGGGAUAGAUUUCUCAACUGCUUUGAAUCCUCUUUACGGUGCUCCAGGUCAGUCGAUGCAAAGACAAAACAGACCAAGCAGCCUUCAGAGGACGUCUUUCACAGCGGAUGGAAACGGUUUCCUUGCAUCCGCUCGGGAAGGUGGGGCGUCGUCUGAAUCCGGGUCAAAUGAACAGCGGCAGCGCGCGGGUUCUGUUACUGACUUUGGCGUAUCAAUAGCUUUCACAGCCCCAAAAACUGUGCGCGUGGGAGAGCUCUUUUCUUGGGAUGUCCUGGUCCUAAAUCGCUCAAGCAAACUUCGCCAGCUGGUUUUAAUGGUCAUUCCGAGUCGGAGGAAGGGGCUUACUGGGACGCAUUCAUCGAAAUCAUCUUCUUCGUCUGUGAGGGGUCGCAAGGAUGGUAACUUCGCUAAUGCUGUAAUUGAUGAGAAUUUAUUAUAUGCUAUGCAGAGGAAUUCUGAACAUGAGGCAUCGCAGCUGAUAAGUAUGAGCACUGAUGUUAGGGUUGGACCACUUAGUCCUGACUCUUGUCUUCAUACGGAGCUCAAGUUUCUCCCACUAGCCCUUGGCCAUCUUCAAAUUGAAGCCGUCCGAGUCGUUGAUGUGAUAUCGAACGACUUUAUAGACGUUCGAGACCUGCCUGAUGUCGUGGCGGAAGCGCAGGCUGACGAUGCUCAAUGA